This is a messenger RNA of Durusdinium trenchii, 420 nucleotides long. NCBI's taxonomy places the organism in Eukaryota, Dinophyceae, Suessiales, Symbiodiniaceae. The record is from the annotation of a GenBank genome assembly.
AUGGAGUUGCGGGAUGCUAUCAUUGAUUUCCUGGAGCUGAAAAAAGGGAAGGACGAUCCCAGAUGGGAAGAGAUCAAGGUUCAACCCAUGGUUCUUGAAUGCACCCGGAAGGCCUUGCCAAACUUUGUGUCUUUGGAGGAGUGGCUGCAUCGACGCCAGCGAUUGAAUCGUGGCAUCUCUGCCUGGCCGCCGCCACAGCCAGUUUGGCUUCUCGAGCCACAUGAGAGGUGGAAAAAAGAUCCGCCCCUGGAGCCUGUUCCCCUUCCGCACACGGGUCGGUUUCAGAGGAGAGACUCCACUCAACGUCGUGGCAGCAGUGUUUUCGGUAUUAACUUCACAGUCACCGACCAUGGACACAUCUUUGGGGCCUUGGCAGGCCUACAUGUGGUUGUGAGUUGCCAUGGCCCUGCAGCUCAGUAG